UUUCCACUGACGAGGAGGGCGGAGCACGGGCGGGACCGGACCGUCAGUCUCCCGCUGUCGCCGCCGCUGCCGGACGUGGGACUAGGGUGGCCGCACGAACGGCUGAGCGCAGUAGCCGGGCGGGGGGAGUGCCGAGCCAGAACGCGGGUCAGACGGGUCGUGGAGCCCCCGGAGCACAGGCUGUCUGUCCCGGCUCUCAGGACCUGAUCCCGCCAUGACUGGGCCACUGAAGAGGAAAUUUGACCAGCUGGAGGAGGACUCUUCUUCUUUCUCCUCCUCUAACUCCUCUGGCUGCCUCUCUCGUUCCUCCUGCUCUUCGAGCUCUUCCAUCUCCCCUGCCUGGGACUCUGACGAAGGCAGCCCUUGGAGUCAGACGCCCCUGCCUGACCAGAACUUCUGUGGCCCCCAAAGUUUCACCCCACUGCCCAUCCUGAAGCAGGCUCCUCGGGAGCACUCACGCCGCGUAGUCUUCGAUGGCAUCACCGUCUUCUACUUCCCGAGGUGUCAGGGCUUCACCAGCGUGCCCAGCCGUGGCGGCUGUACUCUGGGCAUGGCCCCUCGCCACAGUGCCUGCCGCCGCUUCUCCUUGGCCGAGUUUACCCAGGAGCAAGCCCGGGUGCGGCAAGAGAAGCUCCGCCAGCUCUUGAAGGAGGAGAAGCUGGAAACCCUGCACAGGAAGCCUUCUGCAGCUGGGCUACUUGAGGCAGAGGGUGGCCACCCUCUCACAGUGGAUGCCAUCGAUGAUGCUUUGGUGGAGGAGGACUUGGCAGUAGCUGUGGCAAGUGGCAGGCUGGAGGAAGUGAACUCCCUACAGCCCUACCCAGCUCGGCAACGGCGGGCUCUGCUUCGGGCUUCGGGUGUGCGAAGGCUCGACCGUGAGGAGAAGCGGGAGCUGCAGGCACUGCGGCAGUCCCGGGAGGACUGUGGUUGUCACUGCGACAGGGUCUGUGACCCUGAGACCUGCAGCUGCAGCCUGGCAGGCAUCAAGUGCCAGAUGGACCACACUGCCUUCCCUUGUGGCUGCUGCAAGGAGGGUUGUGAGAACCCCCAGGGCCGUGUGGAAUUUAAUCAGGCACGCGUGCAGACCCAUUUCAUCCACACACUCACCCGCCUCCAGCUGGAACAGGGUUCGGAGAGCCUCGGGGAGCUGGAGGCCCCUGCCCAGGGUAGCCCCCCCAGCCCUGGCGAGCCCGCCCUGGUCUCCACUCUCCCGCUGGGUAAGCCUCCUGUGAGCAGCGAGCUGGGAGACAACAGCUGCAGCAGCGACAUGACCGAUUCUUCCACUGCAUCUUCAUUGUCGGGCCCCAGUGAGGCCCCAGACCAUCCUGUUCACUCAGGCCUGCCUGGCCCUGGCUUCCAACCUGGCGUGGAUGAUGACAACCUGGCACGGAUCCUGAGUUUCAGUGACGCUGACUUCGGCAGGGAGGAGGACGAGGAUGAAGGGGGUGUUGGGAGCCUGGACAACCUCAGCUGCUUCCACCCAGCUGACAUCUUUGGUACUGGAGACCCUGUUGGGCUGGCCAGCUGGACCCAUAACUACUCUGGCUCUAACCUCAUGUCUGGCAUCCUGGAUGAAAAUGCCAACCUUGAUGCCAGCUGCUUCCUAAAUGGUGGCCUUGAAGGGUUUAGAGAAAGCAGCCUCCCUGACACCUCAGUGCCACCCACCGUGGAUGCUGGCCAGAGCAGCUCCGUGGACCUCAGCUUGUCUUCCUGUGACUCCUUCGAGCUGCUCCAGGCUUUGCCGGAUUAUAGUCUGGGUCCUCACUACACUUCCCAGAAAGUGUCUGGCAGCCUGGACAGCAUCGAGGCCCCACACUGCCCCAUGCCUGGCCUAUCUCCACCUGCAGAUGCCAGCACGUGCUUCCUGGAGUCCCUCAUGGGCUUGCCUGAGCCAGCCCCUGAGGUCCUGGCUCCCUUUAUGGACAGCCAGUUCGAUGACGCUGCCCCAGCAUCUCUGGAGCCUGUGCUGGUGUGAGGACUAGGGUGCCUUUUCCCUGCCCCAGGAGCCCCAGUGCUGCUUUUGUGUGAUUUUGGGGCUCUCUAAGGUCUAUAGGUAACAGUCUCCCAUUGGCUGGCCCAGCCGCAGGCGCUCCUGGUUUCCUGCAACACUGAAUUUAUUUAUUUAUUUUUAUUGACUCUUCUGUGCUGAAGAGGGUGGGGAGGGUGUUUCACCACUCAGCCACCUGGCCCUCCCGUGCCAGGAAAGAAGGCAUGGCUCCUGCUGGAGCUUUGCAGACCCCUUUUGGGGGGGGUCUAUGGUGUUCCUAGCCCAAAGACGGCGAGACAGGGCUAAAGUCAGCCACCGAUGGCAUCUUGUUUUGCCUUGAGCCCCAGACCCAUGGGUGGCUGAGCCUCUGGACUGUGAAGACUGUAAUUUAUUUUCAUAAUUUAUUUGGAGGCUGAGGUGGCUUUGGCUUCACUUCUCUGUCUGGUAGGCAGUACUGGGGGUGAGGUCCCUUUUGCACCCUGCACCCUGCCCUGCUCUGCCUGGGCCUUGAUGUAGACCAGGGGUGGACUUGAGUCCUGUGGUCUCCUCUGUCAGCUGCCUGGCUCCUGGAUGGCUGUGCAGGCGGGGCUGGGCUGACCAGCUGUGACCAAAAUCUCCUCUACCCUAUUUGGCCCCUCUGCUUCCUGCUCUCUGGUCCAUGUCCCCUCUCCAAAGUCCACAGCCUUUAUUCCCAGCCCAGGAUGUAGGAGGUGGAAGCCAGGGACCCCAAGAGAGUAGGGGGUUUGCCUCAGAGCUGAAGCAUGCUCUGGACUACCGUCUCAGGCUUUCUAGGUGCCACAGGCCAGUUGGUGAGGGUUGCUCUUUAUGGCUUUCAUGCCCUUUGUUUGCUGAUACUGAAUUUUACAUCAAUUUUUAUAUUGUCCCUAAGUGUCAGAACUAUAAUUUAUUCAUUUCUGUGUGUCUGUGCCAAGAAACCCAGGCUCUGGGCCUGUCCCCUUGCCCAGGAGGCCUUGCCAGCCUGUGUGUUUGUGGGAACACAUUGUACCUGACCUGACAGGUACCAAUAAAGAGGCUCUAUUUUUAA
Heterocephalus glaber (naked mole-rat) is the source of this 3032-nucleotide messenger RNA. It is a transcript of the gene Csrnp1, whose product is annotated as cysteine and serine rich nuclear protein 1. Gene Ontology annotation, biological process: regulation of transcription by RNA polymerase II. Gene Ontology annotation, molecular function: sequence-specific DNA binding; DNA-binding transcription factor activity, RNA polymerase II-specific. The record is from RefSeq and is a predicted model, not a curated record. Gene Ontology annotation, cellular component: nucleus. Lineage: Eukaryota; Metazoa; Chordata; Mammalia; Rodentia; Bathyergidae.